Messenger RNA from Cuculus canorus (common cuckoo), 3693 nucleotides. It is a transcript of the gene PDCD10, whose product is annotated as programmed cell death 10. NCBI's taxonomy places the organism in Eukaryota, Metazoa, Chordata, Aves, Cuculiformes, Cuculidae. Gene Ontology annotation, biological process: positive regulation of MAP kinase activity; regulation of Golgi organization. Gene Ontology annotation, molecular function: protein kinase binding. Gene Ontology annotation, cellular component: FAR/SIP/STRIPAK complex; Golgi apparatus. The record is from RefSeq and is a predicted model, not a curated record. The coding region runs from base 259 to 897 and encodes 212 amino acids. The transcript is spliced from 8 exons.
ACCGCGUUUAGAGAGGGUGCGGGCGGGAAGGGGUAGCUAGUGUUUUUGCGUAGGGCCUGGCUCGCCCUUUGGGGCUGCGCCGCGUUAGAAGCGUAAAACUCCUUCCAGCAUCGGGGCCCGGCGGUAGGUCCCGCCUCAGGACAAUAUAUUUUUCAAGUACUUCAAGUAUUCUUGCACAACGAGGAAAAAGAAGAAACAUUUCAGUGAAUGAGGAGUUUUUUGCUUCUAUAGUGUUUUCCUUGAGAAGUGGGUCUUUGAAUGAGGAUGACAAUGGAAGAGAUGAAGAAUGAAGCAGAGACCACUUCUAUGGUUUCCAUGCCCCUCUAUGCUGUUAUGUACCCUGUCUUUAAUGAGCUAGAAAGAGUAAAUCUAUCUGCGGCGCAGACACUGAGAGCAGCUUUCAUUAAGGCUGAAAAAGAAAAUCCAGGUCUUACACAGGACAUCAUUAUGAAAAUUUUGGAGAAAAAAAGUGUGGAUGUGAACUUCACAGAGUCUCUUCUGCGUAUGGCAGCUGAUGAUGUAGAAGAGUAUAUGAUUGAAAGACCAGAACCAGAAUUCCAAGAUCUUAAUGAAAAGGCACGAGCACUUAAACAGAUUCUUAGUAAGAUUCCUGAUGAGAUCAAUGACAGAGUGAGGUUUCUUCAGACAAUCAAGGACAUCGCAAGUGCAAUAAAGGAGCUUCUUGACACAGUAAAUAACGUCUUCAAGAAAUACCAGUACCAGAACCGGCGGGCACUUGAGCACCAAAAGAAAGAGUUUGUAAAAUACUCCAAAAGUUUCAGUGAUACUCUGAAAACCUAUUUUAAAGAUGGAAAGGCAAUAAAUGUGUUCAUAAGUGCCAACCGACUAAUUCAUCAAACCAACUUGAUACUCCAGACCUUCAAAACUGUGGCCUGAAAACUGUAUAUGUUGAGAGUUGUACUUUUCAAUGGUGGAUAGGGUACCUUUAUAUGUAAAUUUUAAAGUUUUGACUGUAUAAAUUAUAAGCCCCUCUUGAGGGGCCUAAUGCAGGAUUUUGAAUGGGAUUAUUGCCAUCUUACACCAUAUUUUUGUAAAACAUUGUAGCUUAAUCAUAAUCUCACGAUGAAGAUUUUGCAUCACUUUUUGCUAUUAUCAUUCUUUUCAGAAUUAUAAGCCAAAAGAAUUUACGCCUUAAUGUGUCAUUAUGUAACAUUCCUUAUAAGAAUUGUAAAUAUUUGGUGUUCUGUUUCUGACAUUUUAACUUGAAAGCGGAAAACUGCAGAAUUAUGUAUUUAACAAUAUUGGUGGCAAAUAUUCAAUAAAUAGUUUACAUCUGUUAGAUUGUCUUUUUGUAUGUGAAUAACAAUGCAUAACUCAUCUUUCUAGAACUGCAGAACAUUCAUUAAAUGGAAAGAUUAAAACUACUUGGGUGCUUAAAGCUACUGGCAAUUCAAAUCAGUAUAUAAUGAGGGUUUUUCCUUAAAGCUGAGAUUUUUGUCUGUGGUCUAAUAGUAGACCGGAAUAAUUCUAUUAAAAUGUCUUUGGCAAAAUAAUAAAGAAACCUAGAAGUGAGGUGUGCUUUUGUUUUUGAUAGGAACUAAAUCCCACUUCUCUACAGCUCUGUUGAUGGUGAGUUAACAGUUUUUUACUCUUAGACUACUCUGAAGUUUUGAGCAGAGGGUUGCUUUGAAUAUAUGCAGCUGACUAUGCAGUAAAGGGUGAAUUUAACAUAUAACUGGGUUUUACAUUGCUACCAUUUUGGGAGAGAGACUAGAACUCUUCACGUAGCACUAGUGAUGUCUAUACUAUGCAUGCCAGUAAGGCAACUUUUUCAGGGAUUGAAGUCAUGAGACCUCGGUUGACAAAAUUUAUCUGGGUAGAUGGUUAAGAACUGCUGGUGGACAGAUUGAAACUUUAUCUUUGUGAUUUCAUCGUAAUAUUUCACAGUAAGUUCUGAUGGAUAUCUUGCAUGCCCCUUUGAAAUGCACCUUGAGUUUAUUUUUGAAAUAGAAUUGUUAUAGAAUAAGGAGAAGUCUUUGAUAUAUUUGCAUGGCCAUAACUAGUAAGUUUAGGAAAGAAUGCAGUUUAUAAAACUGCACAGGCUGUUGAAGGAACAUCACUUCAAAGUGAAAGAGCAAAAUUGCUACAGAUCUAUUCCUUCUUUAGGUAUAAUUGAUGAAGAAGAGGUACAGCCAGACUUUUCUUGUGUACUGACCUGGUGCUCUGUUACUCACAUGGGGCAAGUGCCUUAUCCAGAGUUCAAUAGCUGGGUCUUCAAAUUUGGUAUUCUGCUUAAGUGAUGUAAAAGGGGAAAAUAAUAUCUUCAGCCCUCCAAAAUAGCACCGGAUGUUCUGCUGUAUGUCUGUGCAUGGAAAUGUUUCCUUGAUGGAAGCACGGACUAUAGUCAAAUAUAACAGUGGGAAGGAGAGUGUUAAGUAAAAGUGAGAUCUUGGUAGUAUUGAUUGUGAAUUUCUUGGUUACAGAAGCUUUAAAUGGGACAUGGCCCUUAAAGCUUGCUGUUCAGGCUGUUUUCUCUUGACUGGCUUUUUGUGUUUAUGAGCAAGUCGAGGGAUGCAUCUACAGUUUGUAGUUAAAACUUUGUUAGUUAUUAAAGCUUGGCAUGCUAAACUGUAAUUUCUUGAAAAGUGGUAGAAGAGAAGCAAUGUUAGCAGUCACAAAGGAGGCAUCCUGACUAAUUUAAAGUAAUAUUUAAUUUGCAUCUUUUGAGUACUGUAAGUAAAAAGGUUGAGAAGUCUUUUUUGCAGAUGAUGUUAACUUAAGUUGUAGUACCAAGGGACUUAAUGAAAACUAAUUAGUUAGAAAGGGAUAGGCACCCAGAGUUUGUGAUGCUUCAUUUAAUUUGAAAAGUGUGUUUUGGUACUGAGGAGGCUGCACCAGUGGCUGUAAGGAGAGACAUGAAAGCUUGGGUUAUAGUUUGUGAAUUGGAUUUAAUUCCAGUAAAAUUCUGAGGUUUUUUUUCUAUUUUCUUGGAUUGAGAACUACAGUAGGUAGUGUGGAAAGUCCUUAUUAGUUGAAUGAUAUCAUGUUUAUGUUUGCAGAGGAUGUGGAAAAAAAAAAAAAAGAAUUCACCCAAAACUGACUUGGUUCCCAAAGGAGAUGCUGUAUUAUGUCCUGCUAAUUGAUUCCUUGAAGUUAAAAUCAAAGAGGCUAUCAAUAAAUGAACUAUUCCUGUUCAUUUCUUUCUACAGCCUAUAUUGGGUAAAAGGUACUAAGUAUAGAGCUAAGCUUCAGGUAGUCUGGCCAAUGUGUUUUGGGUUUUCUGUAACCUUACUGUGAUCUUUUUGUUACACUUUAAAAGUAAUGGAAAAUUAUUCAUUGUAAUCAAUGUCUGGCAAUGGGAAAACUUGAAAACUUAUGUCUUCAGGUCACACUUUUCUGUUGUAUGCAGUGAAUUCAUAUCUAGUGGUCUUAAAAAUGUUAUUUUCCACUGAGUAUGAGCUGGGGCAUAUGUCUGUUAAUUUGUAUUGCUGUUUUGCACUUUACUAUUCGAGUUACCUGAGUAGCCAACAGUAAGUUUCUCUUAAGGAUUUCUAAUACAGCAGUUAGUGUUGCAAAAUGCUAUUAGAAGAUUUCUGCUGUGAAUGUGGGUUAUAAUUGAUAUGCUAAUGUUAACAUACAGAAAACCAAUCUAAUAAACAAAAUAAAACUUUGUAUAUUUGUUAAUGAAGCAAAGAAAUGUCUUAAUCAAUUGUUUUGAUCUUUCUCAGCCUA